UCAUCAUUUUAUUGUCUAUCCUGAUAUUUCUUAUCUAAAUGUCGAAGUACAAACAUGUCAAAGUACAAACAUGUCAAAGUACAUGGAUUUUAUAUAAUAUUUCAACUCCAAAUUAAUAUUUGGAGUUUCUUUUUUCCACCAAGAAGUAGACUAUAUGUAAUGAUAGGUUAAAGAACUAUUAUGGUCAUAGAUGAAGUAAUAUCAUGAGAUAAUCUGCAUGCUUUCACUCACUGCACUUCACUGGCUUCACUGCAUUUCUCGAGCUGCUGAUCUUACAUCUGGAGGAUAUUAUCGCUGUUCAAACUAAAUGCACCUCGUUUCUUACAGAUUCAUAAAAUCUCAGUCUUUGUUCUGGAGUUUUAUUGUGCGCUGUUAGAGUGUUUAAUCUGGUGGGUUUGUUGCUUCCUGUUUUGUAUUAUUGUGGUUGCAGCUAAAAAUAUCAGUACGCGAGAUGGAGAGACUUUAGUGUUUUCCUUUCUUUUUCUCUGCUUCUUUUUAGUCGUUCUCAUUGUAAAUACGGCAGAAAACCGCUUUAAAUAGUAGAAUUUAAAUCAACUUGUUAGUUUAAUGAGUCUAAAGUUUGCUAAGUCUCCGAUAGCUAGCGGACUAGCACGCUACGCUAGCUGACCACCAAAUAUCUUUACACGAUGUAAACAUACGGGAAAACAGUCUGCAUUUUUUAUUUUAUUUUAUUUCUUUUUUUGGUUUUAAUCUGUCGGAAAACAUCUCCAGGACCGACUCCGGAGAGCUCAAAGCUUCUCAGCCUCCGUCAGGAUAUGUGCCAGAAUAUGCCGUGACGUGUCGGCCAGGCUGUGAGCGUGAACAGGGUCCCGUAAGGUAACAUUUCCCCCUCAGCUGUGGAUAGAGAAGGACAUGGACAGCUCAGUGACCCUGUGGCAGUUCCUGCUGCAGCUCCUGUUGGACCCCAGCAAUGACCAGCUUAUCUGCUGGACCAACGAGGAUGGCGAGUUCAAACUGUUACAGGCCGAGGAGGUGGCCAGAUUAUGGGGUGCCCGCAAGAACAAACCCAGCAUGAACUAUGACAAGCUCAGCCGGGCUCUGCGUUACUACUAUGACAAGAACAUUAUCAAAAAAGUAAAUGGGCAGAAGUUUGUGUAUCGUUUCGUGUCGUACCCUGAUAUCCUAAAGGGGGAUGUGAUGGCAAGAACAGAGGGUGCAGACGGGGGCUCUGCCGGACCUUCGCCCCUCUCCGACAAACCUGCAAACAUCCCCAGGGAUAAAGACAGCAAAGCCGCUUCAGACCGAGGUGCCGGCCCACCGGGUCAGGCCAAAGCAUCCAGCCGGAAUGACUAUAUCCACUCCGGCUUGUACACAUCCUUCACUUUGACUUCUUUGCAGUCAGGAACACAACUUUUUAAAUCAAUGAAGAUUGAGAACCCAGGAGAAAAGCUAAUAGACAAAAAGGCAGGCCAGGAGUCUCCCCAGCCAUCCACAGUCAUUAAAUUUGGGACCAUGCCACAGAAUAGAAUCACCACUCCGUCUGCUAUAGGGAGGCCUGAACUUCCGACACAACCCGUCCAAGCUCCACUGCCCUCUCCGACAGAAAAUGAGACCAAACAGAGCACCGUUUCACAUGUUGUGUGUGCGUUUGUGGAGAAUCCCACUUCAGAGAAUGCCAUGACGGGCUUCCCGCUCUCAAGAAUCUCUCCUUCACUGCUCCCUCGUUCCCAGUCGCCCUCUUCUUCUCCAAUGACUGAUUCCCAGGAGCUGGUGAUUGACAGUGAAAUUGAGUCCCUCUCCUCACAGCCUUCAGAGUUACAGUUGCAGGUCCAGCCCUCCUCUGUUUCCAAGGACACAACACCAGCUUCUGAGAUGUCCGAAUCUCCACCCCGCAAUCUCAGCGGAAAGUCUAAGAAACCCAAAGGCUUGGAGUUGAUGCCCACGCUGGUGGUGACCAGCUCUGACCUCAGCCCACUCAAUCUGUCCAGCCCCUCCCUCCCAACAGCCUCUCUCACCCCAGCCUUCCUGCAGACACCCCUGCUGCUCACCCCCAGUCCUCUUCUGUCGAAUAUCCACUUCUGGAGCACCCUCAGCCCGGUGGCACCCCUCAGUCCCGCCCGGAGACAGGGCGCACAUACCCUCUUCCAGUUUCCUUCUGCCCUGAGUUCCACGCAGUUCUCUGUUCCCGUAUAUAAUUUAGACGGCACCAACACGCCUGGCCCUCUCUCACCCGACCCACAGAAGACAUAAGAGGGGGACGAAAACCGACACACUUCAUCUUUGCCUCAUGUUCUUGAUUGAUAAAAUGCAGAUUAACCUUAUUUUGUUCACCUGAACUGGUCCUUUUCAUGAAAAAAGAUUUAUGACCAUCGUUUAAGCAUCAAGAGCAUCCAUUAGACUCUUGAACCUGUCACAAAUACUUUUCCUCACGAGGUAUAUCAAGCCAUUAUAUAGUGUCUGCAGGACACUGUAAAUCUUUCAUUUCUGUUUUUUAAUGCACUGGUCUUCAGGGAUUGGCUCUAGUGUGACUUAAGCAGAUGGCUGUUGAUCUCCACAGCUGCCAAAAUGGGCAUCAUGUGUGUGCUUUACCAUUGUUUGACUGGGAUCCUGAUUGAAUAUCCUUGUGUUUUUUUUUUUUUUCUCGUGGCGCUUAAGAUUUCAAUCAGACAAGGAAGAGAUUCUCGCAUGAUGUCGACAUCAUGUGUUUGUACAGCCAGAUCCCUGUUCUGCAUCGGAUACAGAGGGAUCGUUUUGUACAUAAUCCAGCAAGUUCACCUCGUCUCAACUCAUGUUUGCCUUUUGUUUGGGAAGUCCUCAAACAAACCUGCCUUGCCAAGCCAAACUGCCCCUUUGCCUUGUGAUUUUGAUAAUGGUGACCUCUGUUUUAUCUUGUACCUUUUCUCAUGCUGCACUUACUGCCAUGUGUUUAAAGUGUUUCGUCACAAUAACCACACUUAGAACAGCACUUAUAUAAAAACAAGCUGCACUUACUAGGGCUUUUGCGCCUACUUAUGUUUACUCGAAUUUCUGUCCGCUUCUGAGUGUCGCUUGAUUCGUUUCAAGAUAGUGCACAAAUUUUGGUUUGUAAGUGAACAUUAUAAAGGAACUCAGACCAUCUCAGAUGUCUGCAGCACCAGCACCGCUCCAGGCUCAUUUCCGGAUAAUUCCAAAUAUAAUUGGCCGUUACCGCUUAUUAUACAAAACUAAUGUCACACAGCUACUUUGGGACGCAGUUUGUGUACAGACCAAUUUUCUUAUUAUUGUGUCUGCAUCUUCAGUGCGUCACCUAGUAAAACUAACCGACUAGCUGGUGCAACUCGUGACAACAUUUUAAUGUGCGUUGUACACAAUGUAUCACAACCAGAAUCAGCAGAAGUCAAGGUUAUUUGGCAUAGUUCACCAAAAUUUUUAAUUCAUGUUGAUCCAAACCUGUACAUCUGUCUUUUCUUUCUGUGGAACGCAAUCUUUUGGAGAAUAUUUCAACUGUUGUCAUCUAUGAAACAACAUUGAACUCCAUUGAAUUUCAUUGUAUGGAUUGUAUGUUCCACAGAAGAAAGAAAGUCAUACAGAUUUGGACAUGAUAUUUCAUUAAUUUUUGGGUGAACUCUUUACGAAGAUGUCAUAUUCUUGAUGUAACCCUCAACAUUGAAAAACAGUGACAUCUUAAAACAUUAACCCCAACUUUUCUAGUGCUUUGACCAUGAUGCACUUUUUUGAGAGGGCAUUUAGUAGGCCAAAUUUGCCAUCACCCUUGUCGCAGUGCUUGAUGGCGACUGCUUAAUGAAGCGCGUUUCCAAACACGCCCCAAAGCCAUUGAACCAUUACCGUAACACCACCAGAUACGCCACUGUGGCGAUGCUUAUCAUGCAAAUCUUCUCAUAGAAACCAUUUCCCUUUUUUGAAAGACUGAAAGCCAUUAGGAAUGAUUUCAGUUGAGUGGGAAAACCCAAGGACUUGCUUUACUCCAAUAGACCAGCGAUUCACCAUUAAGCUAAUGGAGCGUACUCGGCGUACAAUGGAAUGGAACGGCACCGUCUCAGCGCUUAAUCCCUCAUCCCACCAUUAGGAUGGUUGGAUUGGUGGAGAUCAGUUGGAUGCGUACCGUAACUGGACGGCUGUCUGUAGAGCUCAGGCCAAAUGCUCAAAACCAUUCCUGCAUUUGUCAGCUUUCCCGGUGUUGUGCAAGAUUCAAUCCCCCCAGCAGAAUACAAUCUACCCUGGACAACAAGCCGAAGCUGUUUGUAAUGCCCAGCCAGAAGUGUCUGUCCUGUUGUAGCUGGUUGGCUCAGUCCAGUUAACCCCUGCUUGGUAGAUUAUACCAUAUAUCCUUUUCCAUUGGUGGUUUCUUUGAAUUCAACAAAUACAUUUCAAAUAUGGCAUUUGUUCAAUACAUUGCCAUUUUGGGGGGCUCCAGGCUUUUAUAAUUAUUUCUUUUAAUGAUUAACACAACAAGAAUUAAAAUUUUCUGAUAAUUUAGUCACCCCCAUGUAAUCCAAGAUGUAUGUGUCUUUCUUUCUUCAUUCGAAAGGACUGCGUCGACCUUUCCAGCUUGAUUACGUAACGCGUGGCGCAUCGCAGAGCAGUGCAAGACGAGCAUUUGUGGUUAAAAUGUAUAUAAAUUUUAAUUUACGUUUAGAAAAUGACCAAUCGUU
Molecule: messenger RNA, 4613 nt
Organism: Megalobrama amblycephala (Wuchang bream)
Lineage: Eukaryota; Metazoa; Chordata; Actinopteri; Cypriniformes; Xenocyprididae
Gene: elk4
Product: ETS transcription factor ELK4
Exons: 6
Coding region: 874-2211 (445 amino acids)
Biological process (GO): cell differentiation; regulation of transcription by RNA polymerase II
Cellular component (GO): nucleus
Molecular function (GO): sequence-specific DNA binding; DNA-binding transcription factor activity, RNA polymerase II-specific
Source: RefSeq, a predicted model, not a curated record